Sorghum bicolor (sorghum) is the source of this 2847-nucleotide messenger RNA. RefSeq names its product AP2-like ethylene-responsive transcription factor ANT. Gene Ontology annotation, molecular function: DNA-binding transcription factor activity; DNA binding. Lineage: Eukaryota; Viridiplantae; Streptophyta; Magnoliopsida; Poales; Poaceae. The transcript has 9 exons. The record is from RefSeq and is a predicted model, not a curated record. The coding region runs from base 352 to 2397 and encodes 681 amino acids. Gene Ontology annotation, biological process: regulation of DNA-templated transcription.
GUUGUGUGUGUGUGUGUGUAAAUGUGGGAGGGAGAGGGAGCAAGUCUCAUUCCUUUUGCUGGACUCCUUCCUUUAAAGCCAUGCGCGCGCACACCAGCACAAGCAGCACAAGCACACUUGCCCACCUUCUUCUCCGCUUCACACCCCGCCGGCCGGCCGCUUGCUAGCGAACCCCGCCGCCCGGCCGACCUCAUCUCAUCGAGCGCAGCAAUGGCCAUCACACCGCGUCCUCCCCAAUGAUUGGUCCACUCCGAUCGCCAUUGCCGCCGCCAGCAGCUUAAUCCGAUCCGGUUCAUUAGUUUGCUUCAGUUUAUAGUUUUGUUUUAGCUCGCAGCUGCACACAGUACAACAAUGACCAACAACAACGGCAAUGGCACGAACGCGGCGGCGAGCAGCUGGCUAGGCUUCUCGCUGUCGCCUCACAUGGCCUCCGCCAUGGACGAGCACCACCACGUUCAGCAGCAACAGCAGCACCACCACCACCAUAGCCUCUUCUUCCCUUCCGUCACUGCGGCGGCCGCCGCCGCCUACGGCCUCGGUGGCAGCGACGGCGGCGUGGCCACCAGCGCGUCGCCGUACUACACGCCGCAGCUGGCGUCCAUGCCGCUCAAGUCCGACGGCUCCCUCUGCAUCAUGGAGGCGCUCCGGAGGAGCGAUCAACCAGAUCACCAUGGGCCCAAGCUCGAGGACUUCCUGGGCGCGGCGGCGGCGCAGUCGCAGGCCAUGGCGCUGAGCCUGCAGGACAACCCCGCGGCGGCCGCCUCCAGCUUCUACUACUACGGCAACGGCGGGGGCGGCGGUUCGGGGCACCAGCACCACGGCGGGUUCCUGCAGCCGUGCGCCGACCUGUACGGCGGGCCCUCGGAGGCGUCCCUGGUGGCGGACGACGACGAGGCUGCGGCCGCCGCGACGGCCAUGGCGAGCUGGGUGGCGGCGCGCGCCGGCGAGAGCGGCGGCGUGCUGUCCGCUGCUGCUGCCGCGGCCGGGCACCAGCACCACCACCACGCGCUGGCCCUGUCCAUGAGCUCCGGGUCGCUGUCGAGCUGCGUGACCGCGCACCCCGGCGCCGCCGCCGCCGACUAUGGCGUGGUGGCGGCCACCGCGUCGGCGUCGCUGGAUGGCGGGCGCAAGCGCGGCGGCGCGGCGGGGCAGAAGCAGCCCGUGCACCACCGCAAGUCCAUCGACACGUUCGGGCAGAGGACGUCGCAGUACCGCGGCGUCACCAGGCAUAGGUGGACAGGGAGGUAUGAGGCACACCUGUGGGACAACAGCUGCAAGAAGGAAGGCCAGACUAGGAAGGGCAGGCAAGUUUAUCUCGGCGGGUACGACAUGGAGGAGAAGGCGGCGAGAGCUUACGACCUUGCGGCGCUCAAGUACUGGGGCCCUUCCACGCACAUCAACUUCCCGCUGGAGGACUACCAGGAGGAGCUGGAGGAGAUGAAGAACAUGACACGGCAGGAGUACGUGGCUCACCUCAGGAGGAAGAGCAGCGGCUUCUCACGGGGCGCGUCGAUGUACCGAGGAGUCACAAGGCACCACCAGCACGGGCGUUGGCAGGCGCGCAUCGGCCGCGUCUCCGGCAACAAGGACCUCUACCUCGGCACCUUCAGCACGCAGGAGGAGGCGGCGGAGGCGUACGACAUCGCGGCGAUCAAGUUCCGGGGGCUCAACGCCGUCACCAACUUCGACAUCACGCGCUACGACGUCGACAAGAUCAUGGCCAGCAACACGCUGCUGCCGGGCGACCUCGCGCGCCGCAGGAAGGACGACGACCCGGCUGCCGUCAUCGCCGGCGCCGACGCCAGCAACGGCGGCGGCGUCACGACCGCGGCGGCGGCGGCCGCCCUGGUGCAGCAGGCUGCUGCUGCCGCUGCCGCUGGCGCCGGUGGCAACCACAGCGCCAGCUCCAGCGAGACGUGGAUCAAGGUGGCCGCGGCGGCUGCGCUGCAGGCCGCUGGUGCCGCGCCGAGGGAUGGAAACCACCACCACCACCACCACGACGUGCUCUCCGGCGAGGCCUUCUCCGUGCUGCACGACCUGGUGGUCACCGCCGCGGAUGGCGGCAACGGCAACGGCAACGGCGGACACCACCACCACCACGUCCACAACAGCGCAGCCACCGCGCAGCACAUGUCCAUGUCCAGCGCGUCGUCGCUCGUCACCAGCCUCGGCAACUCCCGGGAGGGCAGCCCCGACCGCGGCGGCGGCCUGUCCAUGCUCUUCUCCAAGCCGCCGGCUCCAGCACCAGCAGCCUCGGCGCACGCCGCCAACAAGCCGAUGAGCCCGCUCAUGCCGCUUGGCUCCUGGGCGUCCACGGCGGCGGCGUCCGCCAGGGCCGCCGCCGCCGCCGUCUCCAUCGCGCACAUGCCCGUCUUCGCCGCCUGGACCGACGCCUGAUCUCGUAUCGAUCCAUGAGACGACAUGGCCGCUGGCCGGCCGAUUCCACCACGCACGCACGCGCCGCCUCUCCGGCCGAUCGACGGCCAGCCACCACGUACCCGGCCGGUCGUUCUAGCUCGCGGCGCGCUCUCGACCGGCCAGUUGCGUUGGACUUCUUCGGAUCAGUUAGUUAAUUUAAUUAGGGUUCUUGGAAGGUAGUAGCGAGUUCAUUAGGUAGUAAUAGCCAUGGGAGAUUGGUUAGUGAAGAAGCUAGUAGCUAGGCGAUAUGAUGGAAGUGCGGGAGUGCACAGCGCGGCCUCUGCUGUUUUCCUUCUUCUCCGGCUCCGUCGUGUCGUGUGGGCGGCGACGUGGCCGGAGAAGGAGGGGUUUUGUAAAAUGGAGGCCGGAGAUGAUGUGCGUCUCCUCCAAAAUAUAUCCAGAACUAAUCCACUACUAAUGUUAAAGUUA